Molecule: messenger RNA, 2301 nt
Organism: Ooceraea biroi (clonal raider ant)
Lineage: Eukaryota; Metazoa; Arthropoda; Insecta; Hymenoptera; Formicidae
Product: glucocorticoid-induced transcript 1 protein
Source: RefSeq, a predicted model, not a curated record
CAAGACGCGUAGGGCAUUGUCGUCGCGCCGCCGCCGUCGCCGCCGUCGUCGCCGUCCCACCGCCGAGAGAUCCCUUCCGGCCGUUGGUGAGAGAGCCUUUGGUGGCCAACGUUUAGCGCGCGAGUGCCUCCUGCACGUCGGGACGCCGGGCGUCCCCCCGAGAAGCAGAACGAUCGGUCGAGUGGUCGGUGUCGCGCGCACACGACACCGUUGGAGCUCCCGCGCCCCGAGGGAGAGUGAGUGGCGGCCGCCAGACCAGAGGGAAGCCGCCAGGCGCGCGUCCGCUCCGCGCGCGGAAUCGUGCGUGCGAGUCGCGCUGCUGCCGCGUGCAACCCGUCACGAGAGAGGCAAGGAGAAGAUAAAAGAUGUCGGGCUCGCAGCGUGUACGAAAGUCCUCGCCAUGCUCGAAGCAGGGCCCGAUGCGCGCCACCCUGCCCGUGAGCUCGCUGCUGAGGCAGGGCCGGCAGGGCAGCAACCUCCGCAAGAGCAACAGCAACAGCCCCACCGUCUCGCCGACGAACGCGGCAGCCUGGCGAGCGCGCAUCUCGCCGGAGACGUCGUCUUCCUCGGGACAGCGGAGCCCCGGGUCCCUAUCCUACAAAGCCAAAUCAAAAACAUUGAGCGGCCGCUGUAGUGAUGGCUUGAGCGGAGGUCAGAGCAUUCGGCGAACAGCGUCGCUGGACACCAUCUAUUUGAAAGGACAAUGGCCACGUGAUCCUUAUAUGCAUUCCAGUCUUCUGGUAGAUAAAUCUACUCAGACAGAGGAAUGGUUCAACGAACCAAGAAAGAUGCAUCCCACCCGUCACCCCACAGAGCAAACGGUCACUGAUGAAAAAUUGGAGAAGAAUUAUUUCAGGCAUCGGUAUGUAUCUUUUAUCUUUCUUGUCCUUUAUCGAAAAAUUCACAAAAUGUUUCGCAAAUUUCGUAUAUAUUUUAUACCACUUUAUACUCAUCGUAGAUUACAACGUACAAAUAAGGAAGGUACUAGCAGUAGAGAGCGGACAGCGGCAUUCGGAUUAAUAAUGCCAGCUGGUCCACCACCAGCACUUCCCGGAGAUCAUUCAGUGCUUCUGCCCAGUAUUGCUUCACAAACAUCCAUGCACAAUCAAUUUAGUUUGAGUACAAAAGCGAGUCCCAUGAAUAUUCCGGUGAAACCAAUGAGGCCUCCGAUGCGUUCGUCUAUUGAGGGACUCAACCAAGAAAUUGAAGGACUUGUGCUCAAAAAUACAGCCAAUAAUAGCGAUGCAGACCAUCCAGUAGAAGACAAGUACGCACGAUAUCGCGAGCAAAUCACACCCGAAGGACAUCGCGCUCCUCUAGCAGACCUAUUGCGAGCCACCAGGAGUGUCAAUACGCAAACGCCGGCAACCGACCUUCCCUCCAGUUCUUAUUCUUCAGGCCCUCCAUCUAGGAAUUCUGAGUCUCCGCUGAUUCCUGGUGUUAUGGAUGCGUCCCGUCCGCCUAGCGAUCUCUUACAAGGUGGAAGUCGUGGUUCAACACCUGAACAGGACAGAGAAGGACGUCUCGGCACCUCUCCUCACAUUAACAGGUUCCUCGCGAGGGAACCGCCCGAUGGCUGUGAGAAAGUCAACCUCAAAUUUGUGGAAGAUGCGAGGCGGCCCAUGAUAGAUUUGAGCAAACUAGACUAUUGCCCAAAGCCGUGCGUUCCAGCAUUCCAGUUGAAACCCAGCUUGGGAUCAGCGUUCCUGCCAUUGCAACAGCCGGCCAGUCCGACGAUGGUCGCCAGUGCAUCACCCUCCGCGCAUACAACACCGACCACACCUCCUCCAAAUCCAUAGUCCCACUCUUUACCUUGCGGUGUUACACUUAUACAUAUAAGCUCGGUUAGUACAUAUACAUAUAUAUAUUUUUUUUUAACGACCUUGUGAGUAGAAAGUGAUUUACUUCGACAUAAAAGCAUAUUACCGACAAGGAAAAGUUACCGAACAAAAAAAGGAAAGAACAGUCUGCUCCCAGUGCGUCCUGUGCGGGCACCGCGCGGGGCAUCGUGGAUCGUGUAAUUAAAAAACGUUGCAAUUGCAUCGAUACAAAAAGAAAAAGAAAAAAAAAUAUUGGAAGCACCGUUAUAAUGUUCGAAACAAUAAUAAAUACGAGGAACAAUAAUUUGUGAUAAUUAAGGGAAAAAGGAAGAAACCAAAAGAAGGAAAAACGGGCGACAACGUUUAGGAAUGAGCACUGUGUUCUACAGGGGGAAAAAAGACUAAUGAAAUUGUGAAUUAUUCUAAAUUUAGUACUAAAGUGUGCUAAACGACUUUAGUUUUGUAUACACGGAUAAAUAUU